This is a messenger RNA of Chaetomium strumarium, 327 nucleotides long. RefSeq lists its product as uncharacterized. The transcript has 2 exons. NCBI's taxonomy places the organism in Eukaryota, Fungi, Ascomycota, Sordariomycetes, Sordariales, Chaetomiaceae. The record is from RefSeq and is a predicted model, not a curated record. Bases 52 to 273 code for a protein of 73 amino acids.
GUUGGAUCUCCCUCCAAGCAUGUGCUGGUACCGGUGGCAGUGGAAAAGGAAAUGGCGCGUGUCCUCCUUACCUUGGCCACACUCGCAUGGUCAUUUGCCACUGCUCCAAUCGUCGUGAAGAAACACCGAAGUCUGGAGUAUCCAGUUCGCAGUUGUGCUAGUGUUUGCGCCUCCGCCGUCGAUAGGGUGUCGUAUAGAAGCCUUGCGUGCUUUCCCGGUAGUGCGGCGUUGACCGCCUCGAGAUGCCUGCCGGUGGUCCAUUCCUUGUCGUGACCAGUGCAUGGUAGAGAGGCACCGGCUACGGCUGACGAAAAGCUGACGUUGAGC